Salvelinus sp. IW2-2015 is the source of this 2026-nucleotide messenger RNA. RefSeq names its product alpha-2Db adrenergic receptor-like. NCBI's taxonomy places the organism in Eukaryota, Metazoa, Chordata, Actinopteri, Salmoniformes, Salmonidae. Gene Ontology annotation, molecular function: epinephrine binding; alpha2-adrenergic receptor activity. The record is from RefSeq and is a predicted model, not a curated record. Gene Ontology annotation, cellular component: plasma membrane. Gene Ontology annotation, biological process: adenylate cyclase-activating adrenergic receptor signaling pathway.
UAUACCACGAGCAGUGUCUCCAUCUCGCAGUGCGCGCUGCCUCUUGUGCUUCACCGAGGACACUUUUUUAAGAAAACAACAUACAGCACUGCGCACGAGACCGACAGAGAGAUAACGGAAACAAAAUGUUUUGAUGAUGCUGGAAUAUCACCCUAAUAUGGAGACUUACUCAUUUGGAUUCUGGACUUCAUAGUGGCAAAAACUUACUCAAUACGCUGUGAGUACAGAGCACGGAGCUGUCACCGAGCACGGAGCUGUUGCGGACCCUUCUCUAUGGAACUGAAGAUGAGGGCAGCUCGCCAGGACGCUGAGGGUCCUCACGUAUUUGACCUAUGUGCUCUAGGCUAUAUCUGUUACCCGAUCACACAACCUAGUGCACAGCGCGUCUCCAUUGGUUAAAUGCUUUAAGACUAAUGAUCAACAAUUGAAUGCUUCCAAGUUAAGCUGUUUGGGGGUGGAAAGGUGCACGCUAUAAAUAACCCAUUAGAAGAUGCGUUUAUGAUGGAUGUAGCCAAGUUUAUCACCGUUACCUACAACACCUUGCAGGAUGCCAACACCUCGAGCGCACCGAGACCUCUCCCGCACACGGAGCUGGGCUCUGCGCUCAUCAUCCUGCUGGUCACCGUGAUCAUUCUGGUCACCAUCGUUGGUAACGUGCUGGUCAUCGUGGCCGUGCUCACCAGCAGGGCUCUCCGCGCGCCCCAGAACCUUUUCCUGGUGUCCCUGGCAUGCGCGGACAUCCUCGUAGCCACACUGGUCAUCCCGUUCUCCCUUGCCAAUGAGGUCAUGGGUUACUGGUACUUUGGGAGCCCCUGGUGCGCCUUUUAUCUGGCACUGGAUGUACUCUUCUGCACCUCGUCUAUAGUCCACCUGUGCGCCAUCAGUCUGGACCGCUACUGGUCCGUCACCAAGGCCGUGAGCUAUAAUCUGAAGCGGACCCCCAAGCGAAUCAAGUCCAUGAUAGCCAUGGUGUGGGUCAUCUCCGCCGUCAUCUCCUUUCCGCCUCUUAUCAUGACCAAGCAUGAUGAGCACGAGUGUCUGUUAAACAACGAAACCUGGUACAUCCUGUCCUCUUGCCUCGUGUCCUUCUUUGCCCCGGGCCUCAUCAUGAUCCUAGUCUACUGUAAGAUCUAUAAAGUCGCCAAGCAGCGCUCUUCCACGGUGUUCGUGGCUAAGAAUGGCCUGGAGAGACAGCCCUCCCAGUCAGAGACGUGCUUCGUGAGGAAGGAGCGGAUGGAGAUAGAGAGCCCCAGUAGCCAGAGCUCCGAGGACCACCACAGGCAGGAGGAGCUGGAUGAUAUCGACCUGGAGGAGAGCUGCUGUGCAUCGGACAACAAACCCCGUAACCACCGCUUCUCCAAGCGAAUGAAGGUGGAGGGCUCGGACUGCUGCCCACGCCAGAACUGCCGCCUAUCUUGGGCCUCGGCGCGCGCCACGCAGCUUUUCCAAGACCCUAAUAACGCAGCCAACCCGGCCCUGGCGGCCCAGCGGCAGCACCUUGCGGUGGCCUCGUCCAAGACCAAAGUGGCCCAGAUGCGUGAGAAGCGAUUCACGUUCGUGCUGGCCGUGGUGAUGGGGGUGUUUGUGCUCUGCUGGUUCCCCUUCUUCUUCACAUAUAGCCUGCACGCAAUCUGCAGGGAGAGCUGCUACAUCCCCGGUGCGCUCUUCAACACCUUCUUCUGGAUUGGUUACUGCAACAGCUCCGUGAACCCUAUCAUAUAUACCAUUUUCAACAGGGAUUUCCGUAAGGCGUUUAAGAAAAUCGUUUGCCGGACUUCAAAACGCACUAAUGCCACUUGAAAAGAAGGGUCACUUUGAUGGCCAUGACUGAUUGACUGUGCUUCACUGCUCAUCGUAUCCAGCGCUCAGCUCUACACCUCUGAAUGACUAUUAGUUUCAAAAUGAACUUUCAUAUGUAAAUAAUAUGAUGAUAUCAUAUCAAAAUAUCUCGUGUUGUGCACCAAUAUGUGAAUAUUAGAAACAAUGUACAGAGGGAAUAGGAUGUAUUAAACAAAAGCAAAAUAUA